GUCACUUCAGAAUUUUCUUCCUUGUGUGAUAGAUAGAAGUUUUCUUUCUUUGGUAUAAAAAAUAUUAGUUUCAAAUAUUUUCCUUGGUCGUUUAGGUAGGGCUCCGUCGUAAAAGUGGCGUGUGUUCUGUUAACUUCCAGUCUGAACGUUUGACGUCUUCCAUAAUAAGUUUAUACUUGCUCCGAUGGUAUUUUGGGUCAUUUAAACGUUUCUGGACAUAAUAAACGAGUAAUCAUGGUGGAAGCAAGUAAGCUGUUGUUCGACAAGGGAUGUAGAGACUCUGAAUGCUAUGAGCUCAUUCAUCCUUGGACCAGGAACUGUUCAGAUGCCACAAGCACCAUGCUACUUAGCUGCAUAAAAGGCAGCUAUAAGUUCUAUGCCAUGGUCUAUCUUAUUCAAAUCUUAAUGAAAGGCAAGAAACUAGGGAAGAAAGAGUUAAUGGAACAAUUCAAACUCUAUCUGAAAUCAGGUAUCUUUGGAUUGACUGUUGGCAGCUCUUUCGUCACAUUAAACUGUAUAUUUAGAAAACUGUUCUUCAGCAAGUUCACAUAUCACAAAACUGUGCUACUCCCAUGCACCAUCAGCGGCUUAGCAAUAUACUGCGAGCCGCCAUAUAGGAGAGUGUUAGUCGUCAAUCUAUUUGUUAACUUGGUGUUCGAAUACUGGGUCCGUACUCUGGAGAUGAAGGGAUGGCUGCGGCGGUCCCCCGGCCGAGAGACUCUCCUCUUCAUGUUGGGUAGCGCUGUCUUCUUCUAUCUUAUGAGGAGAGAGAAAGAGAGCGAACGACAGACGCCUAUAUUCUGGUUUUUCUCUCCGCCCAGAGUCUCGAAGGAAGUCGGCGAACCAGUCAAAGGGUAUGAAGGCAGAAGUGCGGCGUGUCCGCAUAAAGGACCCUGCUUGAACUAUGUUCUAAAGGGUACAGCGCAACUGUUCGGGGUAGGCUGCGCAAUGACGAUGCUUCGAACGAUAAUUCCUAGAAUACUGACGCCGACGAAAGCGCUGAAAUCGCUUAAAUUCUCGCAUCUGAAACUCGGACUGUUCUUUGGAGGCUACAUCGGGCUUUACAGACUGAUAAUCUGCAUGUUAUGUCGUGCGAACGGGCGAGAUAGUGCGCUGUACGCGCUGCCCGCGGGCUUCUGCGCCGGCGCAGCGUUCCGGGCGUCGCCGUCGUUACCCAUCGCGUUGGCGCCGGUCACUUCCACGUUACAAAUCCUCGGCUCAUGGGCGUAUCAAAAGAAGAUGAUCCCGGAACACUGGCCGGUGGUGGAGCUUCUGUACUGUGUGUGCCAGGGGCUGCUGUUCCACGCCCGGGUCAUGCACGAGGACGUCUGUCCGCGGUACAUCAUCAACCUGAUGCACACCGUAACCAGCUCCAAGGCUGACGAAAUCCAAGGUGCCUUUAUACAGAAAGUUUUGAGGUUCAUGUGAGGUAACAUGUUAGUGCAAUUGGUUCGUACCAUAUUUAUUGACUAAUAUAAUUAUUGUUUUAAAUAUACUAUAUGACAACUUAGUCAAAUGAGAUAGUUUUACGCAGGUAUCAUAGACCUUGUAUAAACAAAUAGACAAUCAAUCUCUGUAAAAAAAAGGUGUUAGCAUCUUGUCACAAGCCACGGCGUGUAACGAUACUGUACACCCGAUAUUGCACUUCAUUUACAGCCAUAACAUCUUACAUUGAGGGAACGAACUUAUACUGGUGCUAAUUCCUGUAAACACCAUCUAAUUUUAUUUGAAGCCAUAUCUGUCAUUUUCUUAUCCGCCGAAAAGGAAAGGGACGGGUAAUCGACAAACAUAAAAUUAAUGGAACACACGUCAAUUUUAAGCACAAAUCUAAAACAACCGUCUAAAAAUUUUACACUGGCCAAUAACCCGACAGAAUUAAGUUGACAACACACGUCAAACGGUUUGCAUACCAGCGAGAUACCUUUUUGAUUUGCCCGGGUUCUUCAUUCAUUUACUCAUUCUUCCUAAAAUUAUGAGCUGUCAGUCAUCCAUCCCUUUCUUUUUCGGUGGAUAAGAAAAUGAAAGGUAUAACUUAAAGUAAAAUUAGGAGGUGUCUGCAGGAAUCGGGGCCACUAACUAGAUAACUUACCGUCUUAUAAAUAAAAAUAAACCAGAGAUCUUCUAUCUUCUAGAUAGAAGACAACCAGGAACCAGGUAUGAACGUUGGUUCAAGUAUUUGACAGCCAAGCAAAGUUCAAUUUCAAUUUAGCUUGGCUGUCAAAUGCCGUUUAUCAUUUACGUUUAUCCCUGGUUUAUUUUUUAUUUGUAAGACGGUAAGUUAUGUAGUUAGUGGCCCCGAUUCCUGCAGACACCUCCUAAUUUUACUUAAGUUUUUUAUGGAAAUACACGUAUGACGUCAUCAAUAAAGGCGAUCAAACGUACUAAUUGUUGUUUAAAAUUCGUGUAUCAAAAAGAAAAAUGAGAUCCGAAUUUUUAUCGUCUUAGGUGAUUCUCACACUGCCCCGCAUGAUUUUUUAUUUAUUUUAUUAGGCACAUCAACAGUACAAACACAGAACAACUAAUAUAACUUUCUUAAGGCUAGUACUAGUGUUUGCACCAAUUACAGACGUGCACAACUUAUGUAAUUAACAUGUAUGUAGAAUUUGUUUUCAAAAAAAAUGUAAAAAAGAACGGAAUAACAAAAGGUAUGAAAAGUUACAGCCAGGCAACACUACAACAAAAAAAAAGAAUAGGUACAAGAAAAAAAACUACUAUUUUUUUUUCUAUUAAACCAGUUAAACUAAAACUAUGAUGCAGCGUAGCGCGUGGAUGCGUGUUCUUCCGUUGCUUGUAAGUAGUGAUGUUCCGAAUAUCCGUAUCCGUAUCCGUAUCCGCGGAUAUCCGAGAUAAAAGAAAAAUCCGUAUCCGUGUCCGAUACUUUUCACGCGGAUCUUUUACGGAUAUUUUUCAGGUGAUUAAGUAGAAUUAUUAAUUAAAAAACUGUAAAAUUACAUUCAGAUUGUUUUACCAUAACCAAAACAAAAGUACUACCCGCGCAAUGCAAGUUAAAACGUGUCCUGCCUGACGUUGCGGCGAGCGAAGACGUCAACUAUCGUUUCAAGGUCGCGGGGGCCGUCACCAAUCGAAUAAUAUCGAAUGAGAAAAUAAAGAUCCGUAUCCGUAUCCGCGGAUCUUUACACUAAAUAUCCGUAUUCAGAUCCGUAUCCGCGGAUAUACAUUUUUAACGAUCCGGCACAUCACUACUUGUAAGUACCUACAUAUCUCCGUUUGUAUAGAAAACACGCACGGCCAUACGCGCGUUUAUGCGGUUGCAUUUUCUGUGUGUAAGACUGUGCGUGUUUUCUAUACAAACGGAAAUACUUACAUCAUGCGGGGCUGUGUGAGAAUCGCGUUUGAUUGGCUUCUAUUUCUAGAUUAGCUUUUUAUAACUUAUCUUUGUCGCAUACAUCGAGCCUGUUGAUUCGUUCGUACCAUAUUUAUUGACUAAUAUUAUUAUAUUACCGUUUAAUUAUAAUUUAGGUGCAAGUCUGUGAUUAUUAAGUUAAACGUUUUUAUGGUACAGGGUUUAUUUGACAUUUCAGGUUUUUUUAAUCUAUACUAUUGAGUGCUUUGGGUACAAAGGUCUUUUUUAUAGUUGAAUAGAAGUACAUUAGUCGUACGUUACGGAAUAGACCUUAGUUAUAUUAGAAUUUAGACAGUAAAUAAUGAUUUAUAUACUUCAUACUGCGCUACUGGCUGCGACGUUCAUUUAUAUUAUAAAGAAUGAAAGUUUUUAUCAAAACCCAUUUUACCAUUAAAAAAUAAACACGCAGUGACCGUGUGUAUAAUUAGUGUUUGACAGCCAAGAAAAGUAACACCAUUUUUACCCAACUGCGCCAUAACUACGACAGGGUUAUGUUUCAUUCACUCUUAAAACUUUUAAGGAUCAAUGUGCCAAAGUGCAAUCCGGGAAAUGGUUAUUAAAAUAGUUUUUUUUUAAAUUAUGAAUCAAUGAGGGACUUUCCAGGCUACGUUCCCCAAAAACAAUUUUUUUUUUGGGGAGUUUUCAGCCUAAUUUACAAAAUGUUUUGACUUAUAAUACUUAAAUGCCAAUCAACAAGCUACGACAAAUGAAAAGAAAAAAUAUUUAAAAACAUAAUAAGUCAAAGCCAGUCUUAGUGCUAACAUAUCAAGUCUGGUUCUUUAUGCAGUAUCGAUUUGAUAGUUUGUGUACUACUUAUAAAACAAGUGAAAGCGGUCAACCGCAUUAUGCCUGUUGAUCAUCUUUGCCGUUCUCGGCAGAAAGCUGUUAUUCCGGUAGAUAGUGCGAUUAAAAGGGACGUGUAGCAAGUUAUUCCUACGUAGUAUUUUUCCGGGUGGUAACAGAUUAGAUGGCGCUGUUCAGAUUUAACAUAAUUAUACAAAAAUGUAAUGGAAGAGGUAUUUAAAAAGCCUGGAAAAUCCCUCAUUUAUUAAUGUACUACGUCACAAAUUCACAAUGCAAGGAGGUUCUAUCGUUUUGAUUCGUGAUGUAUUAUUAAUAAAUACCACCUUUAGUUGAAUCAGAACAAAAAAUAUUGUAUUGUUCUUGAGCUAUUUAAUAUAAUAUCGGUUCCUAAAGGUGUCAUUACAGUUUAAAUUUGCCAUAAUGUUGGUAUUCUAAGGAUCAGGUCCAAUUGUGCGCACUGUAAAACAACACAUAUUUAGUGACGUUACGUAUGACGUGAAUAGUCUCUUCAGCUACUGCCAAUCACUACAAAGAUUUAUAAUGAAAGCACUCUGCGCUGCGCACGAUGUGAAUCUUGAUCCUAAAGGUGCGCGCCCACUAGAGUCAGAAUCGGACCGGAAUGAGCGUCUGAUUUGUGCCUUUGUUUUGUUUGGUACGAAGUUGUAUGGUCCGAUUCUAUUCAAGUGGACGCACAACAAAGGAAAUACUUACAAUUAUAGUCAGUACAAAAUAUGUAUUCAUUAAAGUGAAAUGAGAGGCGACUGAGACGGAACGCCUGAAAUGUUUUAUUUAAUAUACAGUGCGUUUAUUUUACUAAUUAAUACAAACGAAUGCUAAUUUCCAUUUUCAUCAAUAGGCUAGUUUCCAACUACUCAAAUCAGUUACUUUUUACUAAACGUCAAAACACGAAAUAACUAUGGAAUUUGUAUGAAAUAAAAGCGUUAUUAAAAUAAAAUUCAUAAAUAUAUAAUAGAUCUAAUAGAUCUGUCUUUAUUUAGUAAUCAGAAUUUCGUAAUUCAUCUUUGACCUAGGAAACUACCCAAUUAUUAUUAUUACAUUUAUCGUAUAUCAAAAUUUGAAUUCAGAACUAGGUACCUUGUUUUUUUUUUCUUAAGUUUUGGAAUCUCACGGCUUGCGCGUUUGCCAUAGACAAAGAUAGGGAAACGAAUAGGCAAAAGGAAAAUUCAAAGAAUACUUUGUUGUUUUGUUUUAGCAUUCAUUUGUAUUCGGAAUUGACAUGAUUUGAAAAUAGAGGCGCUGUAAAUUAGAGAACAAAUAUGUAUAAAUAUUGGUGUCGGUCGAUUUUGGUGUACAAAACUUGAUUUUAGUUUUAUAAACCGAUAUAGGGAUGCUUUUAUAAUAACUGUCAAAAAUGACCUUUUCAUAGCAUGCGGCGUUAGUUCGGAUACUAGUGCUAUCUCUUACUCACAUGAAGCUAUCAAACAAAAUAUACUUUUGUUUGCACGAAUCGACAUUAUAGAGUGCUUUUAUUUUCUUCAUGUUCCUCGGCAAUCAUCGCAUGUUCAACCAAAACAACAAUAAAGUACUUAGUUCGAAAUUCAAAUUCUUAUAGACGAUAAAUACAAUAAUUGAUGAACAUGGAAAUUUACGAUGAUUGCCGAAAGGCAUUAAGAAAAUAGAAACUGUAUUCGUAUACAGAAUGGACCAACGGUUCGCAGUAUUGGCUAUCAAUACUGCUUUCUGUGGAAAUAUGACCCAUUUUGUACCUUUUUAAGAUCCAAUUUUUGAUUUUUAAUGCGAACCUUUGGGCCACUGUAUAAAUGAUAAUGGCAGGUAACGUUAAUUUAGGUCAAAACCAGUCUUAUAUAAAGUUGUACAAAUACUUGAAAUGAUGUUACAAUUAGAUAGUAAACUGAAAGCAAUAAAUGUAUAAUUUAGUCCUAUUUCUUGGCUUCCUGAAUAUUGACUAUGACUAUUUUUGUUUGAAUUGUAUGCAGUGGCGGCCCUAGGGCGGUGCGAGGUGUCGAAAGGGGGGGGGGGGGGGGUCUAAAAUCGACCAAGACUGGUCCACCCUGGCAAAAAAAAAUAAUUAAAUAGGUAAAUUUCGAUGGCCGUAAACACCGGGUGAGAGCCUUCAGCGCUUUCCAUUUGUCCGGCCAAGUAGUUAAUGGCAUCUGCGGCAAAUCUACAAUAAGUCACGUUGAAAAAAAAAGGUGGCCGUAAACUAAUCGAAAAGUUUCGUAUUUUAAGGGGGCUGAGGGGUGCCACUUUGAGGUGUCUCGCACCACCUAAAUAUUUUGCUAGGGCCGCCACUGAUUGUAUGAAGUUUAGUUAAUAUGCGGAUACUCACAUGUAUUGACGAUACAUCUCAUUUGUAUUUUCUUCGUGGGCACGGAAUAACUAAUUACUCAAAAAAAAAUCACAUUUUUACCGUGUCGCGUGACGUCAUCAAUAAACGUAUUUUGAAAGUGUGGUUUUUUCACUGCUGAGCACGUGGUAAUCAUUAGGGUAGUUUCCAACUAGUCAAAUCAGUUACACGUCAAAACACGAAAUGACUAUGGAAUUUUAAUGGAAAAGCAACCUGAGACGUCAUAGAAAAAUGUGCACUUAUUACAUUUUACUGUAUUAAAAUUAAUUAUUAAGUUAAAUAGAAAAAUGGAAACAAUUUCAUAAUUUAUCUUUGACUUAGGAAACGGCCCGUGCUGCGAUUCUGUGUCCUUACAGUGAGGGUCAUUCGAUUAUAUUAUUAAUCGAACAUGUGAGUACCGGUUCACUUCAAAACAAAAUACUCUUGCAUUUACUUCAAUCUAUUAGUAUUAUAUUAGGAAAGCACACUUCUUAGCUUGUACCACCAAAUACAUAUGAUUUAUAAUUAUAUCGCUCGGUAUAUUGUUAUAUUUUUGUAAUAAAUGGUUUAUAUUAUA
Messenger RNA from Pectinophora gossypiella (pink bollworm), 7053 nucleotides. RefSeq names its product transmembrane protein 135-like. NCBI's taxonomy places the organism in Eukaryota, Metazoa, Arthropoda, Insecta, Lepidoptera, Gelechiidae. Bases 235 to 1428 code for a protein of 397 amino acids. The transcript is spliced from 9 exons. The record is from RefSeq and is a predicted model, not a curated record.